GUGGGUGGCGUUAUCAUCUUCUCUCAAUCUCGCGUGUAAUUUCCGAACAUUGGAAAGAAACUCACUCACAAACCGAGGGCUCUCGCUCUCUCUUUCUCUUUUCUUUACGUUUCUCUCUCUGAAACAUAAACACGAACAAAACAAAACGAAAACAAAAAUCAAACAAAUACAAUCUCACAAAUCCUUCUUUAAUUGGGGGAGAUCUUGUCCUUCUACAAUACCCUUUUUGUAGCGGACAAGGUAAUCUCACUUUCUAAUUUUUCCAACUCUUUUUUCUCACUUAAGUUCCCUUCUAAUUGCUUCGCCCGUCUUAACCUUUCAAAUCCGACCUUUUUUAGUUUUUUAACCUAUUGAUUUAUGCCCAUUUACUCUUAGAUGAUGAAAAAAGGGUUUCAUUUCAUCAAAGUGAGGGACUUCUUCCAUUUGGGUCAAUUUGGGAGUGAUUAGGGUUUGGGCGUUGUGGAGACUGAGUGUGGGAUCAGAUAGAAUGGGGAUGAGUUGGGAUCUUUUGAGAACUUGGAGUUCUGGAUUUGACUGUUGUGUGAUUGAGUUUUUGAGCUCUGAAAAUGCCUAGAAUCAUGGUGAUCGAACAGUGUUGGUUUGGUCAUGGAAGAAGAUUGCAUAUAUAGUAUUGUUUUGUAGACAGCAAUCAAUUGGGAGAGUUUUAGCUGUUGUUUCAAUGAAAGGGUGGAUUUUGAUAAUAUUUUGUGUGGUGAUCUCCAUUAGUGAAUGAAUUUGGUGUUAUUUUUUUAUUAUAGCGAGGAGGUGAUGGUUCUUUAUUCUCCCAGAAGGCAAUAUAGAAGAUUAGACUGUGGUGGACUCUUUUUAUUUCUCAAGAAACCAUUUGGAUUGACAUAGUUGGAGCUAAUUUGAAGACCAAAGAGCAUAUUUUGAGCUAUUGUUAUCGUUAUAGCUGUGUGUUCUUGAGCUAGUGUAGUUGUUAUUAGGCUUGGAUAAGUAGCUGCAGCAGUUGGCAUUUACUUCUUGAAUUAUUUAUCUGUGAAAUUGACAUGAUUUGUCUAUAAGUUUGAAGUGGAGGUGGCUAAAGGUUGGUCAGAUUUGAUAUCCAAAGUUGUUGGAGUGACUUGGAAGCUCAUGGAGGAAUAUUGAAGCUGGAAAUGAAUGCGGGGACAUGGUGUAUGGACAGGAGCAUAGUUACUGGUCCGUUCCUUCGGAACUUUGCUAUUGGAAAAUAAUUCAGGCAAUUUUGUUUGUGGAAGGCGGUUGUGUUCUAUAUUCUGGGAUUUUGUGCAAUGUCGCGUUGCUUUCCGUUCCCACCACCAGGAUAUGAAAAGAAGGCUAGGAAUGACGAUCUAGACUUACUAAAAAAGGAGAAACAGAGAGAGAAGAAGCAUAAAAAGGACAAGGAUAAAGAGAAGAGAGAGAGCAAAGAAAAAAAGGAGAAAGAUAGAAGUGAUGAAAAGCACAGAGAAAAGAAAGACAAAACGGAAAAACACAGAGAGAAAAAAGAGGACAGGGAUAAAGAUAAAGAUAAAUUUAGCAACUUGGUUGAGAAGAGACUUCAAGGGAAAUCAGAGGGUCAUGAUGGAGGGAAAACCUCCAAUGAGAAAAAAUUGCCUCCAAAAUCUGAGGGUAACAAUGGAGAGAAAUUCAUUCAGAAGGACAAGGAAACGAACAGAUAUCCAAGCAGCAUCUCCAGUGAGAAGAAAGUUACUGGGCAAUUUUCAGGUUAUAGUGGAGAGAAGCUCAAUCAGAACAGCAAUUUGGCUGGGGAUUCAAAGGAUUCUAAAUAUAUACUGGAGCUGGGAAGGAGGGUCAGAGAUGAAGACAGAGCAACUGGGAAUCAGUUGGUUGAGAAGUUUACUGGGACAGACCGAAAGAGGGAUGAGGGAGUUGUUAGAUUGGUGGCUAACGCUACUCCUAGCUUGGGUGUUAGGAAGGAAAGGAUGGAUAAGAGAGGUGGUAAUGAAAGAAAGAUGGAUGAGCAAGGUGUCAGAGAUGAUGCAAUUCUUAGUGGACAUACCAUGGUUCAGAGUCUUUCUGGAGUGGUUCAAACAAAACCUAAAGGUGUGUCCAGACCACUGGAGAGAGAGAUUGAGAGCAAGACUGAGGGUAAAGAAAUGGCCAAACAAAAGGAACAAGAUGACAAGUGGAGGGAUAAACAUAGGGAGAAAAAAAGCCAAGAGAAGGAUAAAGACAGGGAUAAAGAGAAGAAAAAAGAGGAGAAAGUGGAGAUGAAAAGUGAACAUAAGAACAUAGGGAAAGAUAUUUUAAAAGACAAGAAGAAAGAUGACCUUCUAGGUACACAUAUAAGGACUCUGCCUCUUCCCAAUGAUGGUAACAAGAACACUAUUGGUGAGGCAAAUAUUAGGAAAAGAAAGGACUGUGACACGAAUGGACUUUAUCAUGCUAAUGACAGCAGACCUAAUAAGUUGCCAAGACCCACUUCUUCUCUCCAUUCAUCGACGGAGACCAAUAAGUUGACAAGGCCCAUUUCAUCUCCUCAUCCAUUGACGAGGAAUGGAAAAAUUUUGCAACCUGGCCAAACUUCUGCAUUGUUUACCUCAGAUAGGCAAGGAUCAGCCAAUAAUUGUAAGACAGAUAAUAAAGAACACAAGGUAAAUGGUACAAUUUCAUCUCGGCCUUUGUCUGUCUCAACAGCGAAGUCUUUAUUUAUGACUGAACAAGCUGAUCAAAUCGCUGAGGUAUCCCUGAAGCCACCUCAUCCAGAUACCAAAUAUCUAAACCAGAUACUAUCGGUUCCCAAGAGGGAAGAGUUCUCCAAGGACCAUGACCUAGAGUGGCUCAUCCAUUGCAGCGAUUUCCAAUCACAGAAGCCCAAGGUGAUAUGCCCUGGAGAUGAUGAGACACCAGAGGUUUGGGCAGAAGCGAUGAGGAUAGAGUCAGCUGAUGUUUGUGCCCUACCAUAUGUUAUUCCCUUUUGAUUGGUUUUACAUAUGGGCAUGAUCCAUCCUGUUCCCGUAAGGAUAUGGGUAACCCUCCACAGGAUUACAUCCAGGGUCUGCAGCAGCAUCUGGUCUUUCAGGUGGAAUUGUUAUAUAUUUUUUGCUGCAUUAGUCAAUGCCGUGUCUUUGAAAUGAUACAUCACACGCUGUUGUGUGCACUAGGGCAUCUUUGCAGAACAUGGAUUUGAGGGGUAAUUUCAGUUGCUGUUUGUGGAGCACUAGUGCAUCUUUGCAGGACAUGGAUUGGAGGUGUGAUUUUAGUUGCUGUUUGGCGAGCACUGAUUCAUUCAAAAAUUCCAUGAGGGCAACUGAGUGAGGUUGCUGGAGAAGCGAAAUGUAAAAGCUUGUGCAAUUUUAUUUCAUUUGCUUAAAGCUGAGAAGCUCUUUUCUAAUUGAGAAUCUAAGAGAAACUAAGCUAGCAGUGGUGUAUGCUACACCAGUGAAAUUUUGAUUUGUAACAUACAACUGGUAUUUACAGAAACCGUAUGAUAAGAGAGCAAGGUAAAGUAGCUGCAUUCAUUCA
Molecule: messenger RNA, 3450 nt
Organism: Mangifera indica (mango)
Lineage: Eukaryota; Viridiplantae; Streptophyta; Magnoliopsida; Sapindales; Anacardiaceae
Product: DNA ligase 1-like
Exons: 4
Coding region: 1254-2906 (550 amino acids)
Source: RefSeq, a predicted model, not a curated record